UGUCUGCUGCAUUCACUGCGUUGCAUAGUGGCAUGUAAUCGUUGAGAGCAAUCGAUGUGGGCUUUUGAUGACUUGUGUUUUGUAUGUCGAUUAUACUGAAAGCGCUUCUAGAUAUUGUACCACGUACUACGCAUCGGAUAGCGUUGCGAGUGCUGUUUCAGUCGCGCCACUGCAACAUGUCAAACACGGUGGAACCGGCCGUGGAGGAGUAUAGUAUCAAAAGUAACGCUCACCGAAAAUUUUAUGAUCUCUCUGAUGCUUACGCUGUAGAAUCAUUUAGUAACAAUGUCAAGGCAAAAAAGUUGGUCGGCGACGAGCAGUUCAUGGAGUACAUCAAUUCUAACGUCAUCGGGAAGGACGCAACUUUUCUGGGUCCUUACGGUCGUCGAAAAGUUGUGUAUUGCGACCACACAGCGUCAGGGAGGUCACUCACUUUUAUCGAAGACUUCAUUCGCAGUGAAGUGUUGCCUAUGUAUGGAAACACGCACACCACAACAUCUGUUACAGCCCUUCAGACUACGAUGUUCAGACACGAGGCAAGAGACAUAGUAAGAGCCAGUGUGAAUGCGAGUGAAGCCGACUCUGUCAUAUUUGUGGGCACGGGCACUACUGGCGCUGUACACAAGCUCAUCUUAGCUUUGGCCCUUACGAUGCCACCAGUAGUUUUUGUUGACACAUUUGCACAUCACUCUCUUCUCCUUCCUUGGAGGGAAGUGGGAGCCAAAAUUGUGAGAGUGCCCGAGACUGUCGAGGGGACAUUGGAUGUCUCGUUUCUUGAAGAAAAGCUUAAGGAAUAUGCUGAAAACAAGGAGAGGGUUUUAAUAGGUUGUUUUACGGCGGCAUCCAAUAUUACAGGCAUCCUGUUGGACAAUGUUGAAAUCACAGUUCUGCUUCAUAGCUAUGGUGCCCUUGCAUUUUGGGAUUUUGCAUCUGCGGCACCUUAUAUAACUGUUGACAUGAAUCCGGUUAUUCCUGGAAUCAAACAGGGGCUGGCAUACAAGGAUGCCAUUUUCAUAUCACCUCACAAGUUUAUAGGUGGUCCCGAAACACCUGGUGUUCUUGUCGCAAAAAAGAAGCUGUUUGUCAACAGAGUGCCAUCUGGAUGCGGCGGUGGCUCCGUAUUUUUCGUUUCAAGGAAAGAUCAUCGUUACCUUCAAGAAAUCGAAAUGAGGGAAGAAGGUGGGACACCAUCAAUUGUUGGGGCCGUCCGCUGUGGUCUCGUGUUCCAGCUGAAAGCGGCAAUAGAUCAGGAGUUUCUUUCUUCAAAAGAAGAAAAGCUGUGCAGAAAGAUGUGGAGUGCUUGGCAAGAUGUGCCCAACUUGGUGGUCCUGGGUAACCGGAAUGUUCGCCGCCUGCCCAUUGUGUCCUUCCUAAUUCGCCAUCCUGAAUCAGGCCUUUUCCUGCACCACAACUUUGUCUGUGCGCUGCUCAAUGACAUCUAUGGCAUCCAAGCUCGAGGUGGCUGUGCCUGUGCUGGCCCCUAUGCACAAGACCUCCUGGGCAUUGAUGAAAACUUGGCCACUCGCUACGAGGAACUUCUUGCUGAAAACAGCCUACUUGACCGGACUCAUCUGAGGCGCUACCUAGAGCACUCGGAUAGAGAAGUGCUGCGUCCUGGCUUUGUGCGCCUAAACCUGGCUUUCUACAUGCCUGACGCCCUGGUGGAUUUUGUUCUCGAGGCAGUGCGCCAAGUGGCUUUCAAUGGUUGGAAGCUUCUCCCACAAUACAACUUCAACCCUGAGACUGGCGAGUGGAAACACUCCAUGCACCAGGUGUUCAAGGACAGGAGAUGGCUUGGCUCAGUUUCCUAUAAGGAAGGGAAGUUCAUGUACAGAGUUCUUGAAAGGGAGAAUGAGAGACCUAGCCCUGCUGGUUCAUGGCAGGAUGUUCUGAAUGAUGCAAGCCUAAUUUUUGAAGGCGCUACUAAAGCUGCACACAGAGCCCAGCUCGCUGACCAAUCGUUGAUGUUUGACGCGGAAGCUGCUGAGCUACGUUGGUUUCUCCUCCCAAGUGAAGCGAAGCAACUCCUUGAAGGGACACAAGUGACACUCAAGGAUUCUCCCUUUGCACCACCCAAGUCGGGAAUGCACAAGCACUUGGAAGUGAAGCAGCAGUGUGUGCCGUCUCGCCAAGUUUCCUCAAAGUCAGCUUGCGUACAAAAUGAACCGCUCAGCUCCCGACAGUUUCGUUGGCAUGCUCCUCCAAGGAACAUAUUCAAGCCGUUCUUGAAGGCAGUCAACGAGUUCAACAUGAUAGCUGAUGGGGACAGAGUCCUUGUCUGUUUGUCAGGUGGAAAAGACUCUCUUUCUCUACUUCACACUUUGCACCAGUAUCAGUUCUACCUCAGGAAAAAGGGAAAGAGUUUCGAUCUGGGUGCAGUGACAGUCGAUCCUGGAAGCUCACUGUAUGAUCCGAGCCCUUUGAAGAAAUACCUGCAACUAUUAGGAGUCCCAUACUUCUAUGAAGAGCAGUGCAUUGUUGAGCAGGCCUCUGCCCUACCUGAAUGCACCUCCAUUUGCAGCUUCUGCAGCCGCAUGAAGCGGGGUCGGAUCUACGCUUGUGCUCGAAGAGAAGGCUACAAUGUACUCGCACUUGGGCAGCAUUUGGAUGACCUUGCUGAAAGCUUUCUCAUGACUGUGUUUCACAAUGGCCGUCUAAGAACGAUGAAGGCCAACUACAAGGUUAGAGAGGGGGACCUCCGAGUAACUCGGCCUUUUGUCUACGUGCGAGAAAAAAAUCUCAGGAAAUUCGCUGAAGAGAAAAAACUUCCAGUCAUAGCAGAAAACUGCCCAGCUUGCUUUGAAGCACCCAAGGAACGGCACAGGGUGAAGCAGUUACUGGCUGCUCAGGAGAUCUUGUUCCCAAAGCUGUAUGCUAGUUUGAAAUCUGCAAUGCAUCCAUUGAUGGCCAUCAACCGUACUGGAAUUGAAAGUGCCCUUCACCGGAAUGGUUUCAGUCUACAUGAUUCAGAUUCUGAGUGACUGUGUAGCUUUGCUAAAAGAGGCUGCCAAGAUGUGGAUUCUUGAUUUUAUUUACAUUAUUUAAAUAGAUGUGCACCUAAGUACAUAAAAUUUAUAUUGUGAUACAAGUGAACACAUGUGGUUUAUGUCAAUAAUUAGUGGAGUGCUGUGUUUGUUAGGUGCUCAACAAUUUAUUGGGAUGUAUGUAUAUAGGGUAAAUAAAGAUAAUAUGAAAACUGUCUAUGAAA
Messenger RNA from Rhipicephalus microplus (southern cattle tick), 3208 nucleotides. RefSeq lists its product as uncharacterized. NCBI's taxonomy places the organism in Eukaryota, Metazoa, Arthropoda, Arachnida, Ixodida, Ixodidae. The record is from RefSeq and is a predicted model, not a curated record.